Messenger RNA from Glarea lozoyensis ATCC 20868, 807 nucleotides. RefSeq lists its product as uncharacterized. The transcript is spliced from 2 exons. The record is from RefSeq and is a predicted model, not a curated record. Lineage: Eukaryota; Fungi; Ascomycota; Leotiomycetes; Helotiales; Helotiaceae. Bases 1 to 807 code for a protein of 268 amino acids.
AUGCUGUCAAUCAUUACUCUUGCAGGUAUCAUUUCUGCAGUUGCCGCUCAUGGAACUGUCAGUGGCAUAGUUGCAGAUGGAAUCUACUACAUUGGUUACAAUCCAUCCAUGCAAUACAUCACACCAAAUCCAGCGACUGUGGGAUGGAAAACGCCCAAGGAUCUCGACAAUGGGUUCAUUGCACCAGCUGCAUACGCCAAUGCAGAUAUCAUAUGCCAUGUUGGUGCGGGAAAUGCUCAAGCAGCUGCUCCCAUCAAAGCUGGUGGAAAAGUUAAUCUUCAAUGGACGCCUUGGCCCACCACACACAAAGGACCAGUCCUAGACUAUCUAGCCAACUGCAAUGGUCCUUGCGAGACUGCCGACAAAUCAAAGCUUAAGUGGUUCAAGAUUGGCGAGUCAGCACUUAUCGAUCCUAAGAAGAUGACGAACGGUUACUGGGCUACGGAUCAACUCAUUGCAAACAACAACACCUGGACAAUCACCAUCCCAACUUCCAUCGCAACAGGAAACUACGUCCUGCGACACGAGAUCAUUGGUCUUCACGCAGCUGGUCAAGCGAACGGUGCUCAGAAUUAUCCCCAGUGCUUCAAUCUGGCGGUUAAGAGCUCUGGAACUGAGAAUCCGGAUGGCGUUCUUGCAACUACAUUCUACAAGGCAACCGACCCAGGAAUCAAGUUUGAUUUGUACAGUGCCUUCACAAGUUAUACGAUUCCAGGCCCACCACUUUACGCCAGUGCGAUUACCGUUUCCCAAACAGCGCCGCCGAAGCCAACGGCUAGCGCGACGGGAGUUUACACUGUCUUUUGA